Molecule: messenger RNA, 1058 nt
Organism: Drosophila miranda
Lineage: Eukaryota; Metazoa; Arthropoda; Insecta; Diptera; Drosophilidae
Product: tetratricopeptide repeat protein 12
Exons: 4
Coding region: 284-961 (225 amino acids)
Molecular function (GO): protein binding
Source: RefSeq, a predicted model, not a curated record
GCAUUUUGCUGGGAAGCCACUUUUAAUGCCACAAAAUUUUUAAUUGAGCUAAUCCUAAAAACCACAUGCUGCUGCUGGCUAACGAGCCAGAUGUCAGCUGUGGCACACACAUGUUGCACCCCCCCGCCGGGUGGCAGUGCAGUGCAGUCAAAAGGCAUUAGACUGUACCUAAUGAUAAUUGCCUUGGCUCGAAAAGAUUAACCAAAGUUGGCUGCACGACAAAAGUAGACAGGAAAAAGUUGAAAACUCUCACAGAAAACGGAAACAACUCUCAUCAAACAAAAUGGAUCCCGAGCAAGCAUUCCUCACUCAAAGGAACCUGGUGGCGGAUACCAUGAAGUAUCUAGACGAUAUGGCCAAUGCCAAUAAACAGGCAGAACCCGGCAAAGAUACCAAGGCUCAGGAGGUGGACAUUUCCGAGGGUGUGACCGACGACAACUAUUUGGUCUUGGCACGCGCCCAGCGCCCCAAAAGAUCCCAACAGCGCUCCACCAAAAAGAUACACAAGACCUCGAAUCUCAAUCAGAUGUCCUUUAUGCGGCAGAUUGAUGUGACGCGCGAGGAGCGGCUGGUGGCGCGUGAGGAACGACAUUUGGUGGCUGAGAACUUUCGCAGAAUGGGCAACGACGAGUACCGCAAGUGCAACUACGACAAGGCCAUAUACUUUUACACCAAGGGUCUGCAAUAUGUGACCGAUACCCCAGUGCUCUAUUGCAAUCGAGCCCUGGCCAAGAUCAAAAAAAGGGAAUUCAAGGCAGCCCUCCUGGAUCUGGAUACGGUGGUCUUUAAGCUGGAUCCUCGCCAUAUGAGGGGCUGGCUCUAUAGGGCCGGCGCCCUGGCGCGCCUCAACAACGAACUCGAGUCCCAGGUGGCCAUCCGCAAUGCGUUUAUCUUCAACAGGGAUCCCAAGGAUCAGCGCUACAUUCAAAUGUUUGUGGAAAAAAUGCGCUCCGAGUUUUAGAAAAAUUUUUACUCUGUUUUUUAUUGUUUAUUUUUGGUUUUUAAUUGUAUUUUAUUGGUUUUUUUUGGUAGGGGAAAUUCGCUGUUAAAAAAAAACG